Drosophila navojoa is the source of this 3077-nucleotide messenger RNA. Its product is annotated as Lipophorin receptor 1. Gene Ontology annotation, biological process: receptor-mediated endocytosis. Gene Ontology annotation, molecular function: hormone binding; protein binding; low-density lipoprotein particle receptor activity. Gene Ontology annotation, cellular component: signaling receptor complex; plasma membrane; apical plasma membrane. Lineage: Eukaryota; Metazoa; Arthropoda; Insecta; Diptera; Drosophilidae. The record is from RefSeq and is a predicted model, not a curated record.
CAAUUUGAAAACUGAGAAACAGCUCCGUUAAGUGAUUGAUAAACUAAGCGCGAAACCGCAAGUUGAGUGCAUCAAAUAGACAAAGUUCAUACCAUGGCCAUAGAGUUACGCUCUACGACCACUCCAAGUGAUAUUAUUACAACAACAAAAGCAACAACUGCAACAGCGAAUAGCGGCAACAACAACAACAGCAACAAAUUAAACCACUUGCAACAGCUGUUCGCCUGCAUCUGCGCCAAUGCGAAUCUCGUGCUGCUCACACUGAUGCUGGCGCUGGGCAAAUGCUGCACUGCCACGCCCACAAAUGCGGCCAAUCUAACGCAUAUGGAACAGCAAGUGCUGCCGCCGACAGAUGGCGCCACACUGAUCAAGCAUCUCGACGGCAAGAGCAUCCUAAGCAUGGGCUUCAAGUUCCUCAACGUAUCCGGAAAAAUCGGCACACCGCUGGGCAUAGCCCAAUCGCUACACAGCAAAUGCGAUGAGAAGCAAUUUGAAUGCAACAACGGCGCCUGUAUACCCAUUCGAUUCGUUUGCGAUGGCGAUGCGGACUGCGCGGACCACAGUGACGAGCAGGUGAACGAGUGCAAAUUCCGCGAGGCCACCUGUUCCUCGGACCACUUCCGCUGUACCAACGGCAACUGCAUACCCAACAAAUGGCGCUGCGAUCAGGAGAACGACUGCAGCGAUGGCUCCGACGAGGACAGCGCUCUGUGCAAGGCUCGCACCUGCUCGCCGGACGAAUACAGCUGCAAGAGCGGCGAGGGCGAGUGCGUUCCUCUCGCCUGGAUGUGCGAUCAGAGCAAGGAUUGCAGCGAUGGCUCCGAUGAGCAUAACUGCAACCAGACGUGCCGCUCCGACGAGUUCACCUGCGGCAAUGGUCGCUGCAUCCAGAGACGCUGGGUCUGCGAUCACGACAACGACUGCGGCGACGGCACCGAUGAGCGCGACUGCCCCGUCGUCCCCUGCGACAGCGUUGCGGAGCACACUUGCACCAAUGGCGCCUGCAUUGCCAAGCGCUGGGUCUGCGACGGCGAUCCGGAUUGUCCGGAUGCAUCCGACGAGCGGUCGUGUGCGAAUGCCACAAAGCUAGUGACGCCCUGCUUGCCACAUGAGUAUCAGUGCAAGGAUCGCAUCACCUGCCUGCACCACAGCUGGCUCUGCGACGGCGAUCGCGACUGUCCCGAUGGCGACGAUGAGCACGCCUCUAGCUGCAAGAACGUGACUUGCCGGCAGGAUCAGUUCCAGUGCGGGGAUCGCAGCUGCAUAGCCGGACACCUCACCUGCAACGGGCAAACGGACUGUGCGGAUGGCAGCGACGAGCGGGACUGCAAGCUGGCAGCUCCAGUCAAGAGCUGCAAUGCCACCAGCCAAUUCGACUGCGGCGGCGGCCAGUGCAUUCCCCUCUCGAAGGUGUGCGACAAGCGCAAGGAUUGCCCCGAUGGCGAGGACGAGCCGGCCAAGAAGUGUGGACAGAACGAGUGCGCGGUGAAGAACGGCGGCUGCAUGCACCGCUGCGUGGAUCACCAGGUGGGCUACAAGUGCGAUUGCCAUGAGGGCUACAAGCUGUCAGGCGACGGCCACAGCUGUGUGGAUGUGAAUGAAUGCGAACAGCCCGGCGUCUGCUCCCAGAUCUGUGUCAACGAAAUCGGCGGCUUCAAGUGCGAGUGCGAAGCGGGCUACAUGAGAGACCCGCGCAACCACACACGCUGCAAGGCAAGCGAGGGCCACGCCUCGCUUCUGCUGGCCCGCCGUCAUGACAUACGCAAGAUAGCACUCGACCAUAUGGAAAUGACCUCCAUUGUAAACAACACCAAGUCGGCGACUGCCCUGGACUUUGUGUUCCGCACGGGCAUGAUCUUCUGGAGCGAUGUGACGACCCAGAGCAUCUACAAGGCGCCCAUCGACGAGGGCAACGAGAAGACCGUCGUGCUGAAGAAGUCGUCGGUUACCUCGGAUGGCCUGGCCGUCGACUGGAUCUACAACCAUGUCUACUACACAGACACACACAAGUGCACCAUCGAGUUGACCAACUUUGAUGGAAACAUGGGCAAGGUUCUGAUUGAGGAUGCGCUCGACAUACCUCGCUCGAUAGCGCUCGAUCCCAUUGAGGGCUGGAUGUACUGGUCGGACUGGGGCGCCUCGCCGCGCAUCGAGCGCGCCGGCAUGGAUGGCUCCCAUCGCACGACGAUCAUCAACUAUGACGUGAAGUGGCCCAAUGGCAUCACCUUGGAUCUGGUGAGGAAGCGCAUCUACUGGGUGGAUGGCAAGCUGAAUAUCAUCUCCUCGGCCAACUACGAUGGCUCGCAGCGCCGACAGAUCCUUUACUCGACGGAGUAUCUGCGGCAUCCCUUCUCCAUCACCACCUUCGAGGACUACGUUUACUGGACCGACUGGGACAAGCAGACGGUCUUCAAGGCCAACAAAUUCACUGGUCUGCCUUCCACAGUUGCCGAGCGGAGUCCAGUGAACAACCAAACGCACAUCGAUCAAACCACAGCGCCCAGCCCGCAGCCGGACUCGGGCUUCAUAGCGCUAGUGGUUAUCGCCAGUCUCAGUGGUUGUGCGGUGCUGCUAUCGGUGGUCCUCCUCCUUGGCUACCGCUACUGCAGCAAGCGACGCAUCAACUCUAUGAACUUUGAGAAUCCCAUCUAUCGCAAGACAACAACUGAGGAUCAUUUCAGUUUGCGCAAGAAUCUGCCCGCACGUAUCUACGAUCACACCAGCGUUAUGGACGAGGAGUACUCACCCGUUAUAGGCAUAUCGUCGUAUUAAAGUUUUUGGGUUUAUUCUGUCUAAUCUAUGUUUAGAAGCCAAUUAUAAACCCGCUGCAGACACGCCUAAAGACUGAGCAACUCGUAUGUGUAAUUAUUUUAACCUUAUUUUAGCAGCAGUUAAGAGUGAAGGAGGAAGCAGAAGAGGAAGUAGAGGGAGAAUCCUUUAAGGAUGCUGUACAAAAUACGUCGCCGAGUUCUAACCUAAACUAAAACUAUAACUAAAACUAAACUAAAAUAAACUCUAAAGAUAAUUCACAUAGUUCCAAACUGUAUAUAGCUGUAAGUGUGCAUUAAAUAAUUAAC